This is a messenger RNA of Oldenlandia corymbosa var. corymbosa, 2500 nucleotides long. The record is from the annotation of a GenBank genome assembly. Lineage: Eukaryota; Viridiplantae; Streptophyta; Magnoliopsida; Gentianales; Rubiaceae.
CUGGGAUACCACCGACAAUUCAUCCCAAGCGUGCUCUUUGGUGUACGCCAUUUCCCACAAAGUCGGCCGUUAGUCUUCUCUUCUCUGUUUUGAUUUUUGGGGGUUUUUCCAACCGUCGCCACUGAAAAAAGGUCUCCGGUGCUCGGAACACCGUCCCGAUUUCGCUCUGCAGAUUUUCCACUGUCCUCCGAAAUGCCUGCACAAACAAGGAGAAUGUCAUUCCCGAAAGUCGUGAUCGAGAGAGACACGGACUCCGAGGAGAGUUCGUCGGACGACGAAGGAGGCGAUAUCGUGGUAGAAGAAGAGGAGGAGGAGGAAGUUGUUGAACCUAAAUACGGCGAAGUAGAAGAAGAGGAGGAAGAGAAGUUAGCGAUGAAGAAGAAGCCUAUUACUCUUAGUCUGAAGAAAGUGUGCAAGGUGUGCAAGAAAACUGGCCAUGAAGCAGGGUUUAAAGGCGCUACUUAUAUUGACUGUCCCAUGAAGCCUUGUUUCCUCUGCAAAAUGCCUGGACACACAACAAUGACUUGUCCUCAUAGAGUUGCCACUGAAUUUGGAGUUGUCCCUGCGCCUAGGAGAAACACACACAACUCUCUGGAUUAUGUUUUUGAACGGCAGCUUAGGCCUCGUAUUCCAAAAAUGAAACCAGAAUUCAUUAUUCCCGAUCAAGUGAGUUGUGCAGUAAUAAGGUAUCAUAGCAGACGAGUAACAUGUUUGGAGUUCCAUCCUACCAACAAUAACAUUCUCCUUUCCGGUGAUAAGAAAGGACAACUUGGAGUCUGGGAUUUCGGUAAAGUUCAUGAGAAAACUGUCUACAGUAACAUUCAUGGCUGCAUACUUAACAACAUGAAAUUUAAUCCAAGAAAUGAUGGCACUGUGUAUUCUGGAUCUUCUGAUGGAACAGCUGGUUGCACUGAUCUGGAGACUGGGUUAUCAUUUUCAUUGAUGAACCUCAAUCCUAAUGGGUGGCAGGGUCCAAGCUCUUGGAAGAUGCUCUAUGGCCUGGAUAUAAACUCAGAGAAAGGAGUUGUCCUAGUGGCGGAUAACUUUGGAUAUCUCUAUAUGAUUGAUAUGCGCUCCAACAAUCGUACAGGGGAACCUAUUCUGAUUCAUAAGAAAGGAAGCAAAGUUGUUGGUCUCCAUUGCAAUCCUAUUCAACCCGAUCUUCUUUUGAGUUGUGGAAACGAUCACUUUGCUCGUUUAUGGGACAUGCGUCGGAUGGAAACUGGAUCUUCUCUUUAUGAUCUUGCCCACAAAAGAGUCGUCAAUUCAGCAUAUUUUUCACCAGUUAGUGGCAGCAAGAUACUUACAACAGCGCAGGAUAACAGGCUUCGUGUGUGGGAUUCGAUCUUUGGUACCCUUGAUACUCCUAGUCGAGAAAUUGUGCAUAGUCAUGAUUUUAAUAGGCAUCUCACCCCCUUUCGGGCUGAAUGGGACCCAAAGGAUCCAUCAGAGUCUCUUGUUGUUGUUGGGCGAUAUAUUAGUGAAAAUUAUAAUGGAGCUGCUCUGCAUCCAAUUGAUUUUAUAGACAUAACCACGGGACAGUUAGUGGCUGAAAUCAUGGAUCCAAACAUCACUACUAUCAGUCCUGUGAACAAGUUACAUCCGCAUGAUGAUGUUUUGGCCUCUGGUAGUUCAAGGUCUUUAUUUAUCUGGACUCCAAAAGAGAAGUCUGAGGUUCAGAAGCCUGCAGAUGAGAAGAAAAUUAUUCUUUGUGGAAAGGCUGAUAAAAAAACUAAAAAGAAGUUUGGAGAUGAUAGCGAUUCUGACGAUGAUGGUUUUAGUAAAAAGGGUAAGCAAAGUAAGUCGAAAAAACCAUAUCUGGGAUCCCCUCAGCUUGUCAUCAAACAGGAAUCAUAUAAAUCUAAAUCAUCAAAGAAACACUAGCUGGUGGACAAGCUCUAAAAGGAAAGUUUUAUAUUGGCUUUUGCAAUGCAUAAAAACAGGCAACCGGUGAUGUUUUUUUUGGUCCGAGAUAGGUUACAGUUCAUCCCCUGCUGCAUUUCUUUCUAGUGAAGUGUAACCUGUAGCAUCUUUUUGUCGUUCUAUUUCUUCUCUUCCCCAGUCUUUCUUCUUGAGGAGUGUACAUAAGUUGUGUUUGUUGGGCGUAUUUUGUAAGUUUAUAAUGUGUCCUUCAAAUUGAAAUCAGUGUAUGAUUUUUAGAGCUGUAAUUAUGUCCUCAGUUUUUGCGUGUUUUUCCGGAGCGACUGCUUUGGAAGUUGGUCUUGUGUUUCAUAGGAAUUAAGACGAGCACAGAACAAUAUGCAAAAAUAUUUUUACCCAUGUUUAUUUGGGGAGAGUUUGAGGUCUGUACUAGUACUAUAUCGUAGCUUGGCAGUCUGGAAAAUUUUGCAUUCUUCCUACCAUUUUCCCGAUAUCGACCAGGAAUGGGGAAGCAGCGAGUUGACCUGUGUUGUUUCCAAUGUGUUUAACUUCAUUUUCAUUUCGAAGAAUGUUUUUAGACUGUUUGCUUCAAGCACUAAUUUCACUCAGAUAAUUGGAC